CCGGGUAGAAAAUAUCUUAAAUACUACCAAUUUAUCAUCCGCGAGUACGAAUGCGUCAAGUGAUGAAAUUCGAGAAAGACCGUCAGGACCCCCAGCUAUUCAAAAACAACGAAUUAAGUUACCCGAAGCUCCUUUGCCAACAUUUGAUGGGAAAUACGAAGGCUGGCUUUCGUUUAAAAACGCGUUCGACAACAUGAUCAUAUCUCGCGCUGAUUUAUCGGAUCUGGAUAAGCUACAAUAUCUAAAGUCAGCAUUAACUGGCGCAGCUGCCAAUAAAAUAAAGAUUUUUGCAUCCGACGGUAUAGAGUUCGCGAAAGCGUGGGAACUUUUGGAAAAGGCUUACGAAGUGAAACGAAUUCUAAUCUCGCGACACAUUUCAUUGAUCAUGAAUCUCCCGACUUUAGAAAAGAAAACUACAAACGGCUUGUCUAAACUCGCCCACGAUACCCAGCAACAUGUCGCGUCUCUUAACGCUUUAGGUGUCUCUGUCGGGGAAGAAAUAAUUGUUCACAUCAUAGAAACUAAAUUACCAAAGAAUACUUUAGAAAAAUGGGAGGCCACUCUUGAAAGAGAUGAAUAUCCGAAACUUGAACAGAUAUACGAAUUUUUAUAUAAAACAGCGGUAUGCGCCUCGAAACGCGAAAGGUCGAAAUCAGCCGAUGUAGAUAGACAUAAAGACGAAUACGGUGCCAAGAAACGACAAAGAACCUCUUUGAAUCAAGCCUUUUUCUUAAACACUUCACGGAAUUGUAUCGCGUGUAAGAUCAAACAACAUCCGUUGUACUUAUGCACUAGAUUUAAACAGCUAAUAGUACCUAAACGCAUAGAAUUGGUGAGGAGCGCGAAAGUUUGCUAUAAUUGCUUACGUUCUCAUCGAGACAGUCCAUGCAAAUUCUCCAGUUGUACGAUCUGCCAUAAGAGACAUAAUACGCUUUUGCACCUCGACAAAUUUGCACAUCCAAACAAAUCCGACGCGACACAAUCCGAAACAGCCAAAUCCGGAUGA
This is a messenger RNA of Vollenhovia emeryi, 1006 nucleotides long. RefSeq lists its product as uncharacterized. Lineage: Eukaryota; Metazoa; Arthropoda; Insecta; Hymenoptera; Formicidae. The record is from RefSeq and is a predicted model, not a curated record. The transcript has a single exon. The annotation marks the transcript as partial.